Messenger RNA from Strongylocentrotus purpuratus (purple sea urchin), 2246 nucleotides. RefSeq names its product dolichol kinase (gene dolk). Gene Ontology annotation, cellular component: endoplasmic reticulum membrane. The transcript has 11 exons. The record is from RefSeq and is a predicted model, not a curated record. NCBI's taxonomy places the organism in Eukaryota, Metazoa, Echinodermata, Echinoidea, Camarodonta, Strongylocentrotidae. Gene Ontology annotation, molecular function: dolichol kinase activity. Gene Ontology annotation, biological process: dolichyl monophosphate biosynthetic process. The coding region runs from base 104 to 1735 and encodes 543 amino acids.
UAAAGAGCUCGCACGCCCGCUUCUCGCGCGCGACAUGAAUAUUCAUCAAUCAUACUGUUUGGCUGCUGUGGUAGUGGAUGGGGAGCUGAUCUCUGAUCUCUAGAUGAAGAUGAAGAGUAGAACAAAGGAAGAUGCAGAGUUCCCUGAGGUUACUCCUUCUGAAGUACUGGAGGUAGGAGUGAUAGGGUUGGGUGUUGCCACGGUUACCCUCACUGGACCCAUGUCUGCAUCGAAGCUCAGUAUUAUCAUUGUGUAUAUUGUUGCAUUAAUCACACAAUUCUCAAGGAGACCAGAACAUUUAGCUGCUCAGGAAGGAUGGACGUUCAGGAAGAAUUCGACGAAUGGGGUUGUGGUCGGGUCUCUUCUCUUCAUGUUGGUAUCCCACGGCCUUCAAGGGGACACCUGUCAAGGUUUCCAGUCAGUCCUGGACUGCUCAGUGGUCCAGCUCAUGUUCCUCAAUCUAUUGGUCCUUCUAGUAUGUUCUGUUCCUAACCUAGGCAAGCCUUGGAUCAUCAUGGGUCAGACGGUCUAUGCUCUAGGAGGGUUCAUGUUUGUUAGGAGCGGUCUACAGGGCAUGCCUCCGUCUGUCACCAACAUCAUGGAUAUGUUUAUCUUUUAUCCAACCAUGACCUUGAUGUUCUUCAGUGCUCUGUUGAGUUUCUUACCUGGCAGCCUGACAGCAGGUGAGGCUCUCUUCAUCACCCAGAUACUGACUGCUUUGACUAGGGUACCAGUAGAACCAGUCUACACCGAUACACCAGAUAGACACCUGUCUUAUAUCAGAAAGGUAUGUUUGACGUCCUGUAUACACAUAGCCAUUGUGGUGAAAUAUGUAUUGUCCAAGCUUCAUGAGAUCAACAUAGCACACUCCAGAGGCAGCAUUGAUAAGAGUACAGCAGAUAAGAAAAGAUGGAAGUGGAGCUUAUAUUUCUACUUAGGAGUUGCAGCAGAAAUCUUUCUCUUUGAGCUACCAAGGCUGUAUAUAAGAAUAGGGGAAAACCCUUUUCUCUGGCUUCUAGAUUUUAUUCUCACAGACAGAAAAAGAAUUAUUCUGAUCAACAUCUGGUUAAUACUCAUGACUCUUGGUAUCGGGGUGGUGAUAUUCAACCAAACCUCUUCAACACAAGUCAGGAAGAUCUUUCAUAUUUUAGCCGUAGCUGUGUUUAUCCCGGGACUGUACCUUGACCUACAGCUGUUGCUUCUAGCCGCCACCGGACUCACAUGCAUCUUCAUAUUGACUGAGUAUAUCAGGAUCUUCCGAGUGCAGCCUUAUGGUGAUCUAAUCCACGAUGCUUUGUCUGCCUUCACCAAUGAACAGGAUUCUGGGAUAGCUAUAUUAACCCCAAUGUGUCUUCUGAUUGGUCUCUAUCAACCUUUACAUUACUCCAACGAUGCCUCAUUAUCAGAGUUCCAAUCCAAGUUAUUUCUGUACAGUGGUGUAUUAUCGACAGGCAUAGGUGAUACUGCAGCAUCUAUCAUAGGAUCUAGAUAUGGGACAAUGAGAUGGCCUGGUUCUAAAAAGACGAUAGAAGGAACCCUAGGAGCUGUGGUAUCUCAGCUCAUAGCGUGUGUCUUGUUAUCAAUCUUCCUGGGUGUAGAACCAUCAUUCAGUAGUGCUUGGAUCUCAAUUACAUGGGUUAUCAUUCUCACAUCUCUAUUAGAAGCCUUCACAUCACAGAUUGAUAACCUAGUUCUACCUUCAUUUAUGAUGGCUAUGUUCAUGGCUGUAUCAUAAGAAACUAGUUCAAUCUCCAUCUUUGUUUUACAUCAUUGUCAUUGGAAAUUGAUCAGUUCGUAACUACUAUGUUUAUAGCUGUAUCAUUAGAAUAAUUUGUAUUCUUUUAAUUUAAGAUGACUCAGAUAAGAAUUUUACCAACAAGAAUUAUCAUAUUCUUCCUUAGCAGAAGCAAUCACUAUUCCCAAAGUCUGUUUAUUCAAGAAUGUUGAUAUUUAUUGGAGUUUGAUGAAGAAGAAGUCUUAUAUUUCAACAAAAUUUAGCCCAUUUUCCUUGCCAAGGUACCCACUCCUAAUAUAUUGAGGAAUAAAGCACAAGUUUUUGUUAUAUGUGUAUGUAAACAUAUUGCCAAUGCAUUCAUUGUGCAAUUUGACUUUCCUUGCAGGGUAAAUAUAUCUUUCCUUUACGUUAACUGCUGUGAAUGAUCCUUAGAAGAUUAAUUAUAUUCCAAGACUAAAUUAUGAGACUAAAUGACAUGAAGUUGGAAAGUAUUCUCAUCUUUUUCAAAGAC